CCUCCCCUCUUCGAAGAGAAAGUUGAGACUCUAGUGUUGUAAUUUGGUCUCUUUUUUGUUUUAGUUGAUGUUGGAGUUUCUAGAUUAUUCCUUCCAUUAUUGUGUAAGUGUGUAUGCUAAUAGAUUGGUUGUUGACCUGAUAUAUUUGAGGUAUUGAUGAAAGUAGUGAACCUGUUGUUGCAAACGAAUCAAUCGUCCCUUAUUGAAAUCUGCUUGAAGCUUGUAUCUCCAAAAACCUGUUACAUAUUUUGAAUCUAUUUGUAACUCGAAACGAGUUGAUAGUAAUUCUAGUUUUCAUUUUUUUCAAUGUCCUAAGACAAGAAAGUGUUUCGAGUUCAUGUAUAGGAUAAUUUUGUUCGGUAAUGGUAAACGUCCCAGAAAUGUAUUUACACAGUUUCUUGGGAAAUUCGCUAUUGAUAAUAACUGAAUAAUAUGAAUAUGAAGAUUCGAUAGUAGGCUUAUAGCCAAAGCUUUGAGGCUCAUGAAUUGUGUUUUCUGAAGACUGAAUGUUUCCAUAUUGAUCCAUUUUGAAUAGUUUUUUGCCGUUUUGUAUGGCAAGCAUACAACCGGCCAAUGCAUCCUUUGAGGCAUCAGUUUGUAAUAUUAGAAAAUCCUUGUCACAUGGAUUAUAUAGUUUUGGUAAAAACUGACAUUUUUGUUUCAUUUUUAUAACUGUAUUAGCGUCUUGGUCAGUCCAAGUCCAGGGAAUUUUAUCAAAUUUUUUUUUCUGAAGAUGUUUUCGUUCUUUUGUUAGAUCUUUCAAAAAUCAUUGCUCACUUAUGUAGUUUAGACAACCCAGAAAUCUUUGAAUUUAUUUUCGAUUUUCUAAUUGAUCAGGGAAUUUAUUACGUUUUUCUUUAAUGUUGGAAGAAAGUUCUAUUUCUUGAAAACUAUUAAUUUUCAUUCCUAAAUAUUAUAUUUCUGUUUGUAAAAGCUUUGAUUUCUUUUUUGAAAUGAUUAGGCCUUUUUCAUUAAUUUUAUGUAAGAUCCGUAGUAGCUUUACUUGAUGAUCUUCUUUAGUUGUUUGUGAAAAAAUAAUGAUAUCAUCAAUGUUAGGUAAAAGUCAUGAAAUCCUUCUAAAAUAUUAUCCAUGAAACGUUGAUAGAUAGCCGGUGCUUGUUUAAGUCCAAAUGAUAAAACAUUCCAUUCGAAAUGCUUUUGUGGUGGACAAGAAAAUGUUGUUAGUGGUUUGGUGGUUGCUAAACCAAGUUUUACCCUUGAGUCUUUCUAAAAUAUAAUAUUUUCUAGAUAGUUUAUAACUAUCCCCAAUAGUGUUUCAUUUAACUUUUGUAGUUAAUGACCAUUCGUCUUUUUCCUCAUUUAAUUUCAUUGUUAUUUUCGGCAUAGGAUGCAGAUACACUAUGUGGACUUUUGCUGGUUCUAAUUAUCCCUUUUUCUAAGAGUUCAUCCAAUUAUUUUUGAAAUUCUUCUACAUAUCUUUGGGUAUAUUGUAUUUUAUUAGGUUCAUUUACUUUCAUAAAAGGAUUGUUAAGUUUUAUUUCUAUUAGUUCAAUAUUUUUAUUUUUUGAUUAUCUAGAGGAUGUUCACUACAGACUUCUUCUAGGGCUUCUUCGAUUAUACCAUAACUUAUUUGAAUAAAUUCAAGUUUGUUUUUAAGAUUUUUUAAAAUAAUUUUUAGAACUUCGUUCUUAGUUAUAAUUCUAGUAGUAAUCAUUUUUUACUCCUGAUGUUUCAUUUUUGGUGCCCUUCCGCUAAUAUUUUUUAUUCUUUGAAUGAAAGGUUGAUAUAUUUUAAGAAAAUUAUUUCCUAUAAUUAUAUCUAAUCCUUAGUCAUGUUGAUAUAUUGUCUUAGCAGUAAAAACAUAUUUUUUCUAUAAUUAUGGGUACAUAAUUUUUAACAUACCAUAUUUCAUGUAUAGAUUUAUCAGCUACCACAAUUUUUAAUGGUUUAUCAAGUUUUUCCCAAUUUUUAAUGGUCGAUCUUUUAGCAAAAUAAAGGGUUGCUCCAGUGUUGAUGUAUGCUAGAUAGUUUCUAUUAUCACUGGUUAUUUGAAUGAAUGUUGCAUUAGGAUAUCCUUUUGUUAGUACCUUAUUCGAACUCAUCGGUGUAUGAUUCUGAAUCAGUAUACACUUCUAUUAUCUCUAUAUCUGAUUAUGAGAACUCUAAUUCUUCAAUAGGUUCAAAACCAUGAUCAUAUGCUAUUCUUAGUACUUCGUGUUUUUGUUAUUAUUUCAUUUUGGACACUUAUUAGAGUAGUGGCCCUCUUCAUUGCAAAGCCAACAUCUACAAUUUUGUUUCACUUCAGGGCAAUAUUCCUUCUUUUUACUUUUUUGUUUGAAUUGCUUUCUUUUUCUGAAAUACCGUUGAAGCUUUCUAAAUUUGUUUUCUUGGUAUUUUUUUUUUAAGGAAUCCUUCUUAUUUUUGUUUUUUGAAUUUUCUCUUCUAGAUUCUUUUAUCAUUACAACCAUAUUUUCCUACCUAGUUUAUUGUUUGGGAGCAACAUAAUUCUAUUCUAGCUUCUUUCUAAAUUUUUUUCGUUGCAAGCUAGUUUAUGCCCUUCCUGUAGGGUUAGUAUCCCGCUUCCUAGAGUACAAGGUGUUUCUUCUUUGUAUAAAGCUUCUUCGAAAGCUCUUUCUACCUUAAUUGUUACAUUAGGUGGAAGUUUUGCAUAGAGUAAUUGAUAGGGCAAAAGCGUAAUGCCUCAAUACUAUCUCGUAGUAAAACUGGAAAGUCUGGGUAUCAUCUCUCAGAGACUGGUACAACCUUAUAUUCUAUCGAUUUUAUAGAGGAAACUAUAGGUAAAAAAGUUAUAGUGAUGAAACUACUAUCUAAUAAUUAAACAAAACAAGCAACUAAAAUUGUCGGGUUGAAAUGAAUGGGAGAAACACUGGAAUUCACUACGUAUCAUAUCCAGAUUAAUUCACAUAUUCUAAUAAGUUUAAUCCAAUUCUCUACAACCAGGAUAUCUCAAUUGUGCUAGCUAUCCCUGUCGAGAAUUACUACGUACUAAAUAAUUAAAUCAAAUCCUACUGUCGUAGCUCAAUGAAUUAACUGUUUAGCCUGAAGACCGAUAUCCCAAUCAAGACCACAUAGCACCUUAUUUAAUCCACUGUCGCUUCGAUAAGUUACUAUGUCACAUGAAAUAGGUUGAGUCAUUAGGGUUUCACUGUCCCUAAUAACCUAAUUAACUACAAAUCGUUGUAUUGGUGGCCAGGCAACAGAAAGCAUUAAGCAAUUCCAUGCAAUAGAGAUUGGAAGAAAAGAUAUAUGAAUCAAUCCAUCAAAUAUAGAAAUAGCUACAUCCUAUGGUGUUUACCCCAUAAAUUGGGGUUUAGUUCAUGACGAAAUCAAAAGAUAUAAUCAUGUUUAUAAUCAUCAUCAUAUUAAUUAAAGCUAAAAAGAAAAAUACUGAGAUGUCAGAUGUAAUCUCGGCCAAUUCCUUCUCGCUUCAAUCCCUGAUCGUCGCUCGUCAUUUACUCGCGAGUAGCCUUUUGUUCCCCGCUACUGCUCGCUACCGUCCAGUCGAUAGUCGCUCGCAAGAGGUUGUGCCAAUUCCAAUUCGCCUCCAAAGAAUCCCCGUCCCAGUCUCCUCCAGUAAUCCCCUCCUUCCUCCAAAUAAUUCCUACCCCAAACAAUGCAUUCCACUAGCUUUCCCUGUGACACCCUAGCUCGGCCGAGCAUUAAUUUUACUAAAAUGCCCUUUAUAAAUAAAAUACUCAAAUCUUAAAUUGCAACUGGAAAAAAAUUUCACUAAAUAAAAUACUUAAAACACGCACUUGUAAUUUAAAGCAACGCCCUAACACAUGGGCAAACUCAAUACUUAAAAACUCAAAAUGAUCUCCAGUCUAUACUCGUAAUCAUAAAUGUAAAUAACUAAUAAUCUCUAAUGUUGUUACUACUGAAACCUUGACUAAGCAUCCUCUGUGACGCUUAUACUGCCCUCGAACUCGCUGCUCUCUAACUGCUCCUCUAGGUCCUCCUCUAGCUCUUCAAACUGGUGAGUGAGAUGGGGUCAGUCUACGCCCUUACGUUUAACAUCUUAUUAAUACUUGAUCACUUUACUUAACUGAGUCGAAGUUGUUUUGUACUUCCACUAUUAAAAAGCUUAACUCUUAAAUAUUUAUUCUUAAAGCUCAAAUCUCAACUUAAAUUCUUUACUGACACGGGGAUCACUCACUAGCUAGUCCGGUUGCCAACUCAUACGUAUGAGAAGCCACUAGGGCUUUCCUUAAACUUAAACUUAUCGUGGAAGGCUCUUCUUCCACGAUUCUCAAGAGCAUAACUGCUGCUCAUCUUAAAAAUCUCAAGAGCAUAACUGAUGCUCUACUUAAAUAUCUGAAGAGCAUAACUGCUGCUCUGUCUCAAAGAUCUCAAGAGCAUAAGUGCUGCUCUAUCUGAAAAUCUCAAAUGGCAACGGACUGGCGCUAGUGACGAAAAACACUUAAAAUGACUUCACCUUCUUAAAUGUGAGUUACUUCUUAAAAAUAACUUGUUCUUAAACUUUAACAAUAAAUUAAACAUAACGCUUUAAGGUAAAUAGAACAAAAUCACCUCAAAUCACAUCAAAUAGCAUAAAAUCACCUCAAACCAUAACUCAAGCAAAGCACAAAUAAUCAAUCAUACACAUAACUAAGCAAUGGUAACCAAUUCGCUAAAAUACUUAAAAUCAUAAUACUUAAAAGAAUACAUAAGGCGUAGAAUUUACCCCUUUUACACUCACUUUAACAAGCAAUUAGGUUGAAUUUCGAGAACUCCUACUUAGCAUAUGGUGAUGUUGGCGGUUGUACAUGCUUUUCCAUUUGCAACAACCUAAAUAAACCCAUCCGAUAUCUCCAUCCACGUUAACCAUUGCCUCCCACCCACUUCUCACUUAAUUGACCAUCCUCAAUUACCAAAUAACAACCAGAGGGAGAAGGGUGAAUCUAGAGCUUACCUAAUUCCAUAAUGGUUGUCGUGUAAAGCGUUCCUCGCUCCCUCUCAAUUAUCCCCCAAGGACACAAUGAAAUUAAUCUUUCCCCUCCCAUCCAUAAGAGUCUAUAAUCAUUGGAAAGCAUAAUCUCAAUCACGUCAUACCCAUACAUGGCACAAUCCAUCUUUCUAAAUAAAGCUGCCGCCUCCACUCCACGCCUCUCUCUACUUGUCGCCGGCACCAUCUGCAUAGUUCCGAUCCUCACGAGACGUCAAGAACCAAACCAUAGUGCUCCAAAUUAAUUAACUCGCCACCAGGAAUUGCGGAUCCAUAUCAAUCGUAGUCAUCACAUCGUUGUGGGAGCAAUCCACCACUGUCAACCCUUCACGUUCCCCGCCGGCCUCUUUGGUCGCCGUAAUAGCUUCCUAGCUAUUCCUUUUGAUUUCCCACUCGGUCCACCAACAACCCACCUUCGCAAUCUCACUUGUCAUUGCUCUCAGUUUCGAGCGGCUGUAACUGUAUAGUGCUUGCCGUGAAGGUGGGAAGUUGAGAAGAAGAAAAGAGUUGCUUUCUCUCGCUUUAGGGAUUAUUAUAAUUUUUAUUGCUAGGCUUAAUUUCAAGGGAAACCUAGUAACUGAUGCAACAAUGAAGGGGAUUAAAGGGCUCGGUUAAAU
Messenger RNA from Linum trigynum, 5544 nucleotides. The record is from the annotation of a GenBank genome assembly. Lineage: Eukaryota; Viridiplantae; Streptophyta; Magnoliopsida; Malpighiales; Linaceae.